Coprinopsis cinerea okayama7#130 is the source of this 225-nucleotide messenger RNA. RefSeq lists its product as hypothetical. The record is from RefSeq and is a predicted model, not a curated record. The transcript has 2 exons. NCBI's taxonomy places the organism in Eukaryota, Fungi, Basidiomycota, Agaricomycetes, Agaricales, Psathyrellaceae. Bases 1 to 225 code for a protein of 74 amino acids.
AUGUUCGCUUCAAGCAAUCGCAUCCGAGUCGCAGCUUGCCUGGCCGCUAUCUUCGCAUGCCAAUGGGCCGUCCCGGUCCUCGCCAGUCCGACUCCAGUCGACGCCACGGUCGCGCAGCACGACCCGAGGCUUGUCGGUCUCAUCAAUCCUUCCAUUUUGGUGACCCCUCUUCUUACUGUUACGAUUACGACGGUCCACAUCCCUACGUUCACGCCCAUUGUUUGA